Messenger RNA from Staurois parvus, 369 nucleotides. The record is from the annotation of a GenBank genome assembly. Lineage: Eukaryota; Metazoa; Chordata; Amphibia; Anura; Ranidae.
AUGGGGCCUCUGGGCAAUAGGGGAUCAUGGGGCCCCUGUGUCCUUGCCCAAACUCAAAAAAAGCCUAUGAAAAAGGUACCAGGGGCAUCUCAUGGGGCCGAUACUGACCCCGGGCCCUCGGGCAGUGCCUGAGUUUCCAAAUAGUCAGUCCGCCCCUGCUCUAGAGAAGCCUUUCUCAACCAGGGAGUGGACUGACAACUCAUGGGGCCCCCGGGCAAUAGGGGAUCAUGGGGCCCCUGUGUCCUUGCCCAAACUCAAAAAAGCCUAAGAAAAAGGUACCAGGGGCAUCUCAUGGGAUCCCCUACUGACCCCGGGCCCUCGGGCAGUGCCCGAGUUUCCAAAUGGUCAGUCCGCCCCUGAUCACCUCUA